AUGCGGCACCGAGUAUGACUUUAUUCUCUGCCCCUACUUCCGAACGCAAACACGCGCCGGCUCGCUCGCUCUGAAAGAAAGAGAUGUUGAUACAUCCAUCUCUUCUUUCACCCGCAUUUUGCCAAUAAUUUCGUUUCAUUUCAUUCAGUCAACUUCCGACGUCAAAUCAAAACGGUUGUGCGCCAAGUUCUCAGUGAGAAUUAAUUCAAUAAUUACUUUUUGCUCUUUUAAAUUAUAAAUAACAAGAAGUAGUCAUGGCUGAAACAGAAAUAAUAUCUAGUAGUGAAAAUAAUGAGCAAUUUUUCGAAGGAGUUGAGAAGCUCAUCGAAAUUUGGUUUACACCGGCGAAAAAUGCGGAUUUGAGAAAAAUCACUCGUCAACAAUGGGAGAAUGUGCUGAAGAUUGUGCGUUGUGAGAUCAUCUCUUUCACCCAGAGCGAGCAAGUCGACGCCUAUGUCCUCAGCGAGAGCAGCAUGUUUGUGUCGCGUCGCCGUUUUAUCCUGAAGACCUGUGGCACGACCACGCCCCUACGCUGCGUGCACGCAGUGCUGGGGCUGGCAUACGACGUAGCCGGACAUGCGCGCGUGCACAACGUGUUCUACUCGCGUAGGGAAUUUGCACGCCCAGCUGCUCAACUGCAGCCUCAUGAUAACUUUGAUUCAGAGGUGAAACUUCUGGACUCUUUCUUCGGAGACGGGCGCGCCUACAUCAUGGGCCCGGAGAAAGAUUGCUGGUACCUGUACACACUGUUACCGCUCGAAGGUACAGUGGAUGCCCUGGAGAAGGAACACAGCGACGCGAGCGAGGGUGGUCUGAUGGAGCCGGACCAGACCAUCGAGAUCCUCAUGUCAGACUUGGAUCCUGCUGUCAUGGACAUCUUCACACGACAGUACUCUGCUGACGCCGCCGCGGCUACACGGGAGUCUGGCAUUGACAAGAUUAUACCAGGGAUGGUGAUUGAUGACUUCCUCUUCGAUCCGUGCGGAUACUCCAUGAAUGGAGUUGCUAAAGAUGGCUGCUACAUGACCAUCCACAUAACUCCGGAGCGGUCGUGCUCGUACGUGUCGUUCGAGUCCAACGUGCCAGUCUCCUCGUACGACGAGGUCAUCGCGCGCGUGCUGCAGGCCUUCCGCCCGGCCAAGUUCGUGCUCACCGUCUUUGCUACCCCGGACUCUCCAGGUGCAUCCGCCGCCCGCGAGCUGAAGAAGUUCCCAGCGCUGGGCGCGUACUGUCCGCUGGAGUCCCAGCACUGUCGGUUCUCAGGGUACGAGCUGCAGUACGCCCUGUACGCCAAGUUCCCGAGCUGAGGAGCGUACU
Spodoptera litura is the source of this 1317-nucleotide messenger RNA. RefSeq names its product S-adenosylmethionine decarboxylase (gene SamDC). Gene Ontology annotation, molecular function: adenosylmethionine decarboxylase activity. Gene Ontology annotation, cellular component: cytosol. Lineage: Eukaryota; Metazoa; Arthropoda; Insecta; Lepidoptera; Noctuidae. The record is from RefSeq and is a predicted model, not a curated record. Gene Ontology annotation, biological process: spermidine biosynthetic process; spermine biosynthetic process.